AUGCAUGUUCGUGGACUUUUGUGGACUUUGCUCACAUGUGUCUCUGGAACUCUGGCCGCCCACCUGACCCGACACGAUGAGUCCUUCAGCCCCGACUACAUCCUUCGGGUGACUGAGGACACCGUCCCCAUUGCUUGCCGGACCCGGUAUUCUGCCCUCGUCAACGGCAGUAUCCCUGGUCCAACCCUCUAUUUGAGAGAGAAUCAAACAACGUGGGUGCGCGUGUAUAACGACAUGCUAUCGAACAACCUCACAAUUCACUGGCAUGGUUUAACUGCCUCUGCUGCACCGUGGGCAGAUGGUACUCCCUCAGCCAGCCAAUGGCCAAUAAAGGCUCAGCACUUUUUCGAUUAUGAGCUCCGGCCAUCCAUCGGCGAGGCCGGCUCCUACUUCUACCAUUCGCAUGUGGGCUUCCAGGCCUCCACUGUAACCGGCCCCUUGAUCGUGGCUGAGGCGGAUGGCCGGCCACCCUACGAGUAUGAUGAAGAACGGAUACUCUUCCUGUCUGAAUUAUUCAAUGUGACCGACGAAACUGCCACAGAGUGGCUCACUGAUCCUGAUCUCAAGUGGCCGGGUGAGGCAGAAGCAAUUUUGGUCAAUGGGCAAGGUUACCGUGGGCUGAAUGGCAGUGAGGCCGAGGCAUCCUCGCCCUACGGCGCCUGGGACCCGACGGUUGAAGAGCCAUGCAGCGCGGCGGUGAUCGAGGUCGAGCCAGACCGGACGUACCGGUUUCGGGCCAUCGGCGGUGUUGCCCUCAGUCCUUUGGCCUUUGCUGUAGAGGAUCAUAACGAGUUGCAAAUGAUAUCUAUCGAUGGGGCCUACACUCAGCCGGCAAGUACCGCCUGGAUUGAGAUAGCCGGCGGCCAGCGGUAUGAUUUCUUGCUGAAGACAAAAUCGGUGGCGGAAUUAGAGUCACUGCGUCAACAACAGAGGCUGAAAAAUGCUACCGCUACCAAUUUCUGGAUCCAGUUCGAGACUCGUUACAGGGCUAUCAACUCGACCUUUUACGCUAUUCUGUCGUAUAAUUCGGACACCAGCAGCAACAAGAGCAAUCAACACCAGACCGAGAGGUCUCAGGGGCACAGGGACAACAGCACCAUCUACACCACAGUUGACUCCGGUCCCCCAGCACAAAAGCCCAUUCACAUCCCCUAUGCACUGCAGAACUGGAUGGAGUACACCUUCGAGCCGUUGGAAGCAAACGGCUUCCCGCCUUCAGACCAGGUCACCCGCGAGGUCUACAUCACCGCGGCCCAGAUCGUGAGCCCCACUAAUCUUGAGAACAAGCACUGGACGAUGUCCAACCGAACCUGGGACGAGGCUAAUGCAACGGUGCCUUACCUGGUCGACAUCUAUGCUCACGGGGAGGAUGCGAUCCCGGACUACGAGGUCGCGGUCCAGCCGCGCAACGGGGGCAGGGAUCCGGCGCAGAAUGUCUACGCGGCCAAGGCAGGGGAAUUGAUCGAUAUCAUCUUUGUCAACCAGGCCAACGGACUGGCGGGGGGAUUUGAUGCCCAUCCUUUUCAUAUUCACGGUGGCCACGUCUGGGAUCUCGGAUCCGGUCCCGGGGCUUAUAACGCGACGGCCAACGAGGCCAAGCUUCGUGGCUACAACCCCGUGCUGCGCGACACAAGUCUGCUCUACAAGUAUACCAACGGCGAUGGCAGUUCAGCGGGGAACUUCACCAGUCAGGGCUGGCGAGCCUGGCGCUUGAAGGUGGACAAUACCGGGGUAUGGAUGAUUCAUUGCCACAAUAUCUUCCACAUGAUUAUGGGAAUGCAGACCGUGUGGGUCAUGGGCAAUGCAUCGGAAAUCACACGAAAGGUAGAACCCGCUCUCGUGGAGGGCUAUCUGACAUUUGGAGGCAACGCGUAUGGGAACGCAACCUACGACCCGUUGGUCACUCAUUACUUUGACGAUUGA
This is a messenger RNA of Aspergillus japonicus CBS 114.51, 1923 nucleotides long. RefSeq names its product putative multi-copper oxidase. The transcript has 6 exons. Bases 1 to 1923 code for a protein of 640 amino acids. The record is from RefSeq and is a predicted model, not a curated record. NCBI's taxonomy places the organism in Eukaryota, Fungi, Ascomycota, Eurotiomycetes, Eurotiales, Aspergillaceae. Gene Ontology annotation, molecular function: oxidoreductase activity; copper ion binding.